AUCCCCCGGUAAAGUUCGCGUUCCAGGGGGUAAAAUACAUUUUUUUUUUUUUUUUGGUGGGGUCCCCCUGGUAAAACUCGCAUUCCAGGGUUAAAUAUCACGUCAUUGGUGUCGCUUCUACCCUCGAACAUUAAACACAGCCCGUGGCAACAGUGUAAUGGUUUUCGCGGACUUGGCAACACUGAUGUGUCGGCCGCUUGGGGUAAACAUUCCGUUUCUAUGGCAACUGUGGAACUUCAACGAGACUAGCCGUUUGAUUACGUCAUAGAACAGGCUGCUUAUAAAGAGCUGCGCGCUCGCAGAAGUUCUGAAGUUCAGUGAUAAUCCGAGCCGAGGCGAAGAGUCACCGAGCAAAGAAUCUAAGCGAAGUCUACGAAUACUGAGUACAGUCCAGACUACAGAUGGUCCAUAUUUAGUGUUUAGGAAAACAUACAGUUUAUACACACUGUCUGUAGUCUCACUCACAGUGUGUGUCAGAUACAGUUUGACAACAAUAUCUAACAGCUACUAAAUAGAGUACAUCAGAAAUCAUGUCCACAGACUCCACACAAAAGAGAGAUGUGCAGCUGAAGGCUGAUAUCAGCAGCACUGUCUCAGAGAAUGGAAAUGAUCAGAGUGGCAUGAAUAUUUCUCCUGCAACCAAUGAGAAGACCAGAUCAACAGUGAGGAAGAGCAACAAAACCUCUGCAUUCCUCCGAAGAACAUGGAAGGCUGUAAAAAAAUCCUUUCAGAAAAACAGAGUGGAUCCCUUUGGAGUCUCAGCACAGCCUGAUCCAGAGCCAUCGUGUGUCCCAGAUCCUGAAGCAGAAGAUACAGUGGACCUGGUUGAUGAAGAACAAUUGUGUGCUGAAGGCCAAAGUGGUGCUAAACUUCAAGUGACAGCAGAAACUCCCAAAACUCAAGUGACAACAGACUCCACACAAAAGAGAGAUGUGCAGCUGAAGGCUGAUAUUAGCAGCACUGUCUCAGAGAAUGGAAAUGAUCAGCGUGGCAUGAAUAAUGAAAAGACCAAAUCAAAAGUGAUGAAGAGCAACAAAAUCUGUGCAUUCUUUCAAACAAGAUGGAAGUGUGUGAAAAAAUCCUUCCAGAAAAGCAGAGUGGAGCCUAUUGAGAUCCCAGCACAGCCUGAUCCAGAGCCAUCGUGUGUCCCAGAUCCUGAAGCAGAAGCUGGAGUAGAUCUAGUUGAUUCACAUCGUGUCCCAGAUCCUGAAGCAGAAGCUGGAGUAGAGCUGGUUGAUGCACAUCAGUUGUGUGUCGCAGGUCCAAAUGGUCCUGAACCUCAAGUGAAAACAGAAACUCAAGUGACAACAGAGUUGCCAAUGUUACAUAAUGUCCUUCUAAACAUUUUCCAACUGGAGCGUCGCAUGUGCAAAUGUAGAGUUAUGUGGACACCUAUCACUGAGGUCUGGCCCAGUGUCUUCAUGGGAAAUGAGGAGACAGCAAUGGACCGAGUCAAACUGAAGGAGAUGGGUAUUACUCACAUCCUGAACACUGCGGCAUACAAGGAAUAUCCAGAAGGAAAGAUCGAUACAAAAGCGGAAUAUUACCAAGAAAUGAACAUCUCUUACUACGGCGUGCUUGUAACGGAUGAACACAGGUUUGACAUCAGCAAGGACUUAUUCCCAGCUUCAGAAUUCAUCCACAAGGUCCUGAGUAACACAGAAAAUAAGUUGUUAGUGCACUGCAUAGAUGGUGUCAGCCGCUCUGCCACAUUUUUUCUGGCGUACCUGAUGAUCCACCAUGAAAUGUUGUUGGAGGAUGCCAUCGACCACGUCAUAGACAAGAGAUGGAUCAGGCCAAACAGGGACUUCUUGAAGCAGCUGAUAACCCUCAAUUCAAACCUCGUAACACAGGGGAAACUACAGCUAAGAAAACCCAUAAACACAGAUAAAACAAAAAACGGAGAGGACGCAGUUGCGCCCCCUGUUCCAGAACCAUUGUGUGAGCCAGGUCCGAGCAAACCUAAACCAGAACCUCAAGUGACAAAAGAGCUUUCAGUAUUAGAAAGUCAUGUCUCUCUAAGUGUCCUUCAACUCCAGGAUCGCGUGGAUGAAUAUACACUGUACUGCACACCUGUCACUGAGGUCUGGCCCAAUGUCUUCAUUGGAAAUGAAGAGACGGCAAGAAACCGAGCCAAACUGAAAGGGAUGGGGAUUACUCACAUCCUGAAUGCUGCGGCAGUGGAGAAGAGCUUGAAGGUCUUGUCUGAAUUUCCAAGCAAGAAAAGCCUAAAAGGAAAGGUCAAUACAGGAGAGGCAUAUUACCAAGGCAGGAGCAUCAAUUACUAUGAUGUUCCUGCAGAAGACAAAUGCUCAUUUAACAUCAGCGAGUACUUCUUCCCAGCCGCACAGUUCAUCCACCAGGCCCUGAGUAACCCAGAGAAUAAGGUGUUGGUGCACUGCAAAAAGGGUCUCAGCCGCUCUGCCACACUUGUUCUGGCAUAUCUGAUGAUUUACCAUGACAUGAUGGUGGAGGAUGCCAUUGACCAUGUCAUGGAGGCGAGAGACAUCAGGCCCAACAUAGGCUUCUUGAAGCAACUGACAAUCCUCAAUUCAAACCUCAAAAGUCAGCGGAUACUACAGUUAAAAAAACAGAUCAAAGUUGAAAAAGAAAUGGAUUAA
Molecule: messenger RNA, 2621 nt
Organism: Carassius auratus (goldfish)
Lineage: Eukaryota; Metazoa; Chordata; Actinopteri; Cypriniformes; Cyprinidae
Exons: 7
Coding region: 531-2621 (696 amino acids)
Biological process (GO): protein dephosphorylation; negative regulation of MAPK cascade
Cellular component (GO): cytoplasm
Molecular function (GO): protein tyrosine/serine/threonine phosphatase activity; MAP kinase phosphatase activity
Source: RefSeq, a predicted model, not a curated record